This is a messenger RNA of Carlito syrichta (Philippine tarsier), 2712 nucleotides long. RefSeq names its product disintegrin and metalloproteinase domain-containing protein 1-like. Gene Ontology annotation, molecular function: metalloendopeptidase activity. The record is from RefSeq and is a predicted model, not a curated record. Lineage: Eukaryota; Metazoa; Chordata; Mammalia; Primates; Tarsiidae. The coding region runs from base 1 to 2712 and encodes 903 amino acids. Gene Ontology annotation, cellular component: plasma membrane; sperm head plasma membrane; external side of plasma membrane. The transcript has 2 exons. Gene Ontology annotation, biological process: binding of sperm to zona pellucida; proteolysis; male gonad development.
AUGUCAACCUCUUUCCUGUCUUUUCUACAAAAACCCCAUGUGGUUUUGUAUGAGGAUAGGAGACUGCUUCCAAUAUGGACUCCCCAGACGAAGGAUCUGUGGCUAGACAUACUUCUAAGCCUUUCAAGUGUCAGGUUGGUGAUCAUGUUGAUCUUGGGGAUGAUUUUUCUCCCAAGCAUAUACGGUGACGUGUCAUCGGUACAUUACUCUUCUUAUGAAAUAGUCAUCCCAAAGAGUCUGACCGUUAGGGAAAAUGAAGAUCCAGUGGAAAAGGCAUCCUAUAUGUUGUUUCUGCACGGCCAGAAGCACCUGGUUCACCUGCAGUUGAAGAGAGACUAUUUUGUGAGUUACUUUCCAGUCUACAUUUACCACAAUGGCAUCCUGGGGCAAGAUGUUCCCUUGAUCUCACGUGACUGUCACUAUGAAGGCUACAUAGAAGGAGUGCCAGGUUCGUUUGUGUCUGUCAACACUUGUGCAGGCCUCAGGGGCAUCCUGAGUAAGGAGGGAAUCUCCUAUGGCAUCGAGCCCAUGGACUCCUCCAAACAGUUUGAACAUGUGGUAUACACCACAGCACAUGAGGCGCGAGCCUCCUGUAGUGUCGCUUCCAGAGACAGGCAAGUGGUGUCCACCAGCUGGCAACAAGGGCACAGGAAGCCUCAUAAUCGGCAGGCGCCGUCCUCCUUGUGGGCACACACCAAGUACGUGGAGAUGCUCGUGGUGGUCAACCACCAGCAGUUCCAGACAUGGGGCAGUACCGUCAACGGGACAGUCCAGAGAGUAGUGGACAUCAUUGCUCUGGCCAACAGCUUUACCAGGGGAAUCAACACAGAGGUGGUGUUGGCGGGAAUGGAGAUCUGGACCGAGCAGGACCUGAUAGAGGUCCCAGUGGACUUGCAAGUUACACUCAAGAAUUUCAACAGCUGGAGACAAGAGAAGCUCCUCCACCGUGUGAAGCAUGAUGUUGCCCACUUGAUCGUUGGGCGUCAUCCUGGACAGAGUAUGGGCCAGGCGUUUCUCGGCGGUGCCUGCUCAAGCGGUUUUGCGACAGCUGUCGAAUCCUUCCAUCAGGAAGAUGUCCUCCUAUCAGCAGCGCUCAUGGUCCAUGAGCUCGGGCACAACCUGGGGAUUCAGCACGACCACUCGGCCUGCUUCUGUAAAGAUAAGCCCUUUUGCCUCAUGCACGAAAAUUUCACUAAAGAGAGCGGCUUCAGCAACUGCAGCUCUCACUACUUCCACCGGUUCCUUCAGGAACACAAGGGGGCCUGCCUGUUUAACAAGCCGGGGCACAAAGGCCGCAAGCGAAGGGAGGAUUCCCGCUGCGGAAACGGUGUGGUGGAGGACGCGGAGCAGUGCGACUGUGGUUCUGCCUGUCAUGCAGACCAAUGCUGUGACAGUAACUGUAAACUAAAGGCAAGUGCACAGUGUGGGGAAGGACCCUGCUGUUUUAUGUGUAAAUUUAAACUUCAGGGAGAUACCUGCCGUUCAUCUACAACUUCAUGUGACCUCCCUGAAUAUUGUAAUGGGAAAUCUGCAGAAUGCCCUGAAGACAGGUAUAAACAAGAUGGCACUGUAUGUGACAGAAAAUACUAUUGUGAGGAAGGUCGCUGCAUUAACCCUACUGAACAGUGCUCAAUAUUAUUUGGGUUUGAAGCAUAUUCUGCGUCAGAAGAGUGUUACAGUACAUUUAACAGUAAAGGUGACCGAUUUGGAAACUGUGGCCUUCCUACUGCAGAUCAGCCAAAUUAUGUUCAGUGUUCAGCAGGUAAUACAUUGUGUGGAAAGGUUGUAUGUACAGGUCUUUCUAAGUUACCACCAAUCAAACUCAACCACACAGUGAUACAGGUUCCUGUUAGAGAUGACUUUUGCUGGAGCAUGGGCCUCUAUAAUGAUAGCAACAUCCCUGAUAAAGGAAAUAUACUCAGUGGCACUUACUGUGCACCAGACAAAAUCUGCAUGGAAUCUUCCUGCAUAGAUCAUGCCUGGACCAAUCUUUCCUGCAACCCUGAGGAACUAUGUAAUCUGAGAGGAGUUUGUAAUGAUUUAGGGCACUGCCACUGUAGUGAUGGGUAUGCUCCCCCUGACUGCAAACAUGUAGGACCUGGGGGCAGUGUGGACAGUGGCCCUGCGGCUAAGCCAGAUUUUCUAGAAGUACCAGGGACUCCAGAAGUAUCAGCAGAACUAGAGACUCUAGCAGUAACAGGAGAAACAGGGACUCCAGGAAUACCAGGGACUCCAGGAAUACCAGGGCCUCCAGGAAUACCAGGGCCUCCAGGAGUACCAGGGCCUCCAGGAGUACCAGGGCCUCCAGGAGUACCAGGGACUCCAGGAAUACCAGGGACUCCAGGAAUACCAUGGACUCCAGAAAUACCAGAAGAACCAGAGCCUCCAGGAGCAGCACCAGGACAACCAGAAGCUCCAGGAGAACCAGGAGAUGAGGAACAAGUAGGCGUUGUGGCAGACAUAAUAAUAUCACUCAUUAUGCUACUAGCCAUAAUAGCAAUAUGUACAAUCAUUUACUUCGCCUGCCAGUACAAAACAUCACCAGAAGUUCCACCGUCAGCCCCAGAAGAGGCUGCAGAAGCAACAACCCCAAACUGCCUGCGGAACUUUCCUCCUAGCAUGGAGCUAAACACCGUUCCAUUCUCUGGACUCAGUAAGAGUGAAAAAAAAAUUAAAAACAAUGUACCGAAAACCCGUAUCAUAUCAUCAUAA